GUGGAAAGAGGAACACCAAAGAGGACACAAGGAGCCAGUCCCAGCAGCUGCCUCCAAGGCCCUUCUUUACAUUCAAGGGGAAACCUCCCCAGCUCUUCUCCUGGCAGCCACCCACCCCUUCCCAUCCCCUCGCCCCGAGUGCUGUGCUUGUGGAUGGACCAGUGGUACCAGCCCUGGCGGACCUCGCCUGACCCAGCCAGCCCCUUUUCCCCGGGAACAGGGGACAAUGGGUGGUGGGAGCAGGCCACCAAAGAGCAAGGCCUCACAGUGGCGGUGGUGGUAACAGAGAGGCAAAGGCCAAGCCAAACGCGUGGGGAUGGGGCAGACAGAGGAGGACCCGUGAGAUGGGGAAAGAGAAGAAGGGUUGAAGAGGGUUGAAGUGGGUUGAGAGCUGCCUUCAUGGGGAGAGGUAUAGAUAACACUCCCUGUGGCUUGAGGCAGGGGAAGAAAAGGGGAGGCAGACCAAGAGAGCCCCUCAUAGUACAAGGCCAAAGCGGCUGGAGGGACAGGGUAUAUGUGUGUGUGGGGGGGGGGGCAACAGACACCCCGUCUGCCCCUUGGGGACACCCCAAAACAUCUGCCUUCAGGGGGCAGAUGAAGUGCGGUUGGCUCCUCCAGCCCAACAGGAGAGCUCCAUGGCCCAGUGAAGGGUGGCAUUCAGUGUCCUUCCCACUCAAAGCCACCCUGAGGCUGCUCAGGUGGUGGGAUGUUCAGCAGGCUGGCUCCAGUGAGAGGAUGUGGCUCCAUGAGGCUCCUCUUGCGUGCAGCCGAAGGAGGUGGUGGCGGUGGAAGAGGACUUCUCUCCAGGUUCCCAAGAGGCCGUAUGUGCUUCCAGAUGCAGUUGAGCUUUCUGGUGAGCAAGAAGCAUGGCAAAUGUGCUUUCGGGGCCCUGGCUGCAGAUCCUGCCCACACGGCAGCUGCCCGCCCUGUAAUGCUGAGCUCUGCCCUACAGAGAGGGGCCACAGCUCAUCAUGAAGCCCAUCCAGUUUUUCUCUUCAGCCACUGCUGACUAUUCCCCACUUCUUCUCAGAGAGCCUCCACCCCUGCACUCAGCCCUUUCACGCUUUAUAUCCCAUUCUUUCCUGUACAGCCAUCUUUUCCCCUCUUCCUUCUGCCUGUCCCUCUUCAUCUCCCUCUAUUUGUUUCCUACUUUCUCCCUCCCCAUCCCUCCAUCUCUCCAGUAUAGAUUGUCCUCAUCCCUGCCCCUCCUCUCCCUUCCUCAGCUCCCUUUCCUGCUUCCCUCCUGCAUAUCUCCCCCUCCUUCCCCCAAGCCUGCCUGGCAGAACCUCCUCCAGGAAGGCAGGCUGAUUAGCAUUGCAAACACACAGAGGCCUCCUCAGCCCAACAUAAAUCUUCAUUUGUCAGUCAUGAAUAUUUCACACCUGCCUCAGGAGGGAUUUAUUCAGCGUGGAAGAGUGGGGAGUGGGAAUGUGGCACUGGAGCAUGAGCUGGGGUCAGCCAUCACCUACAGGUGUGGAAAAGAGCUCUGCCCUACAGGAAACCAACACCACACACCUAGGGUCCUGCUUUCACUCUUCUGGAUACAGGAAUCCAAUCCAGCUCUCCUUCAGCCUAUUCUUGAGGAGAGGGCAGAUCAGAACUCCUUCUCAUUAUGUACUCUCCACUCUUUCCAACAAAGUGAACUAAAACCUCAUUGUUCCCUGUCAGUAGUCACCAACACAGAAAUAAUGUGUGAAGGGGGUGGUCCUUGUUCUGCCCCAUGGGUCUACUUUGCCCUGGGAAAGGGCAAGGAUGAGGAGCUAUCACCAAAACCAAGCCGUAGAGGGCUUAGAAGUUUUGGACAUUCUCCUGGGGCCUUUUUCCACCAUGAAGGUCUUACAGGUGUCAUCAUGCCCUACUCUCUGCUAGGGCCACCCACAGGAAAGGGAUAGGAUAGGCCUAAUGCAAAGCCAUUUGCAAUCAGUGAGAGGAAGGUGGUAGGAGAUCUUAUAGUGAUUGCAACCAGCUCCAAAUCAAGUUCUUCCUGUAUCAGAUUUCCCUGCAGGUGAGGCAAUCCUGGCUCCCCCAAGAAUGGCCUUGCCUGCAGAUCUGGGAAAGGUGAAACCGGGGCAGGGGGAUAGUAGUAAUCAUUUCUCUUAUGAGAUCUAUCCUUAUGGGCCUCUCUCCUAUUUCUAAAUAAUUAGGAGAAAUGAUGAGCACUUGGAAGAGCAGGACUUUGGCAUAUAACACAUUCCCCUUCAUACACACAGCCCUGAAAAGCAGCUAAGAGACCACAUUUGGGGCAAGGGGAGUGGACACUGGAAAGAGGAGCAGAAGGUUUUUUGGGGUUGAUUAGGUUGGGCUCUCUUUGGGGUGCAUUCCCUCUCAAACUUGUAGGAGUCUCUCAUAAAAUAAUAUCAGGGAUGAUGGAAAGGAGCAGGAAAAACAGGGAUGAGGAUGGGAGAGACUUUGGGGAGGAGGUUAAAUUCCAACAAACUGGCACAUACACAACAGAUGUUUGCUCAGAAAAAUACAGUAAAAUCAUCAUGCAAAUAGAACGUUAAAUCUGCCUUCCUCCAAAAGGGCUGGCAUCACUUUGCAAGCCCUCAUCCCUGGGAAGGGAGCAGGACAAGGAAGAAGGGAGGAGGAAGGAAGGCGGGACACUUUGUUCCCCUUCCUUGCCCUCUUCCUCCCACAGAACAGUCCAUCUUGUGCAAACUUCAACCACUGGCUUGGAGUGGGGGCUACAGUGGGGAAAAAAUGGCUUUCCCCCCCUACCCAGCCUUACCCCCACCACAGGCAAAAGAAGGGCCUGAUGACAGUUGUAUUCCUGACCUUUCUUUUCUACCUUGCUGGGGUGAUGUGGGGAGAGAGCAGAAACCAUUGGAGUUUAAGGCUUCCCCCUAAAUCUAUAGACUGAGCAGAACUUAUAAUAAGACCAUACAGGAGAGGAGAAGCACGGGGAGGGAAGAGGUGGAGAGAGGAACAGAACUCCAUCCCCCUGUGUCUGUCAUCCUCUUUUUCCUGUCCAAUUCUGUGCCCUAGUCAUUAGCCUUUCCUGCUUGGAUCAUUGCCAUGCUGGAAGACUGCUGGGCCUGCUCUGUGUGAUAGCUGGAGAGGUCUCUGCUGUGCCUGUGCACCUCUCACAGCAUUGACCUGUUUUGGUUUGCUGCAUUGUCCCAGCAUGGAGGUACACUUGGCAGCAGAGAUGUAUUUCACCAUU
Gallus gallus (chicken) is the source of this 3163-nucleotide messenger RNA. RefSeq lists its product as uncharacterized. The transcript has a single exon. The coding region runs from base 972 to 1892 and encodes 306 amino acids. Lineage: Eukaryota; Metazoa; Chordata; Aves; Galliformes; Phasianidae. The record is from RefSeq and is a predicted model, not a curated record.